AACGGCCGGCAACCUCAGAUGGGUUUCGACAGUGUGAAGACCCAACUCCGUCUUUCUCCCUGUGUAUUACUCGGUCGCUUCUUCAGCCGUCACGAUGAAGGCGGCCCUCUUGGCUUCCCUUUUAGCCCCUCUCGCAGCAAUCGUUGCAGCUUCUGCUGGCACCGGGUCUGUGUCAUAUGAUGGGUACAAGGUCCUGCGUGUCAACACUUUAGGGAAUCCUCGUGCUGUGAAGCAGAAGCUGUCGGAACUCGCGCUCGAGCAAUGGGACCAGAAUCCUUACCGGAGCAUCGACGUUGUUGUCCGACCCGACCAGAUUGCCGCAUUUGAGGCGCUUGGCCUUGACUAUGAAGUCAUGCACGAGAACCUAGGCGAUUCAAUUGCCGCGGAAUCAGCAGCUAGACCUUCGUCCAAGAGGCAGGCCGACGAUCUGUCCUGGUAUGACUCGUAUCACGACUACGAGGACCAUAUCCAGUAUUUCCAAGACUUGCGCCAGUCUUUCCCGAACAACUCGGAAACCAUAUCAUCAGGUACUUCGUACGAGGGAAGAGAUAUUUACGGCCUGCAUCUUUGGGGGGCGGCCGGGCCUGGAAAGCCAGCAGUGUUGUACCAUGGAAAUGUGCACGCAAGGGAAUGGAUCACCUCGCCGGUUGUCGAGUUCAUCACCUUACAACUCAUCACCGGCUACAAAAAUGGCGACAACCUCAUUCGUUCCUUCUUGGAUAGGUACGAUUUCUAUAUUCUUCCGAUUGUAAACCCUGAUGGCUUCGUAUACUCGCAGAAGGUAGAUCGUCUAUGGCGUAAAACCCGCCAGCCACCUCCGCCUCCGCCGGCGAAUCAAUCUUGCUUCGGCCGGGACAUCAAUAGAAAUUGGGCAUUCGCGUGGGAUGCCAACCCCCUCGGCGCCUCCAGGAAUCCGUGCUCGCAGACCUACAAGGGCGAGGCCCCUUCCGAUACCCCGGAGAACCAAGGAUUGGACAAGCUGGUGCGACAGCUGCGCGAUGGCGCGGGCAUCAAGCUGUUCAUCGACUGGCACAGCUAUGGGCAGUACAUCCUCUCGCCGUUCGGGUACAAGGAGACGCUAUACGCCCCCGAGCUCGGUAAAUGGACCAAGGCAGCGGGCAUCGUCAGCGACGCGAUCCGCGACAGCAACCGCACUGCGCAAACGACUUUCACGUUCGGACCCAGCGGCGCCGCGCUCUACACCACGACAGGUGCUGCACCUGACCACGUAUACAGCGUUGGCCGUGCCGACUUCUCGUACACUAUAGAGCUCCGCGACACAGGCAACUUCGGCUUCGUGCUACCCCCCGGGUUGAUUCGGCCGACGGCGGAGGAGCAAUGGGCGGGGCAGAAGGCCCUACUAGGGUUGCUGGAUGAGGAGUUCUUCGAUGGGGUGGGCCCGGCUUGAUCCCUGACCCUUGGCGGAUUCUAGUGUUACCGCCAUUUUUCAUCACCUGCCGAGAAACCCCGCAGAGAGGAUAUCCCCGAGAGUCAGAUAGCCAGAUGCUGGUGACCUAUAUUUAAUACCAUUGGCGAAAUAAUCCCCAAGGGUCCAUUGAGGUCUAUUCCCGCCUCGUCGUG
Durotheca rogersii is the source of this 1581-nucleotide messenger RNA. RefSeq lists its product as uncharacterized. Gene Ontology annotation, biological process: proteolysis. The record is from RefSeq and is a predicted model, not a curated record. Gene Ontology annotation, molecular function: zinc ion binding; metallocarboxypeptidase activity. Bases 95 to 1408 code for a protein of 437 amino acids. The transcript has 3 exons. Lineage: Eukaryota; Fungi; Ascomycota; Sordariomycetes; Xylariales; Xylariaceae.